UUCAAUUGAAUAGCUUCAAGUGAGAGAAACCGAGGGGGAUCGUGGAUGAAAGGAAACUAAUUACCGCUUUCCAUUCCCGCGGGCUGAAGCUGAAGUUGUUUUUCCAAAAGCCGCCGCCUACCAUCUCAUCGACAGCCGCCGGUUUCCACCUCCGCCAUGGCCGCCCCCUUCGAUCCCAGUUCUCGGGAGGCUGUUCCGAGGAAGCAAUCAGCCCCAUUCAAAUUCUUGGUUCCUCUCGUUUAUGCUCCUGUUCUUCCUCUUAUCAGAAUUGCGCUGCGGAAAAACCCUGUUGUGAGGGAUCGGCUGUUCACGGCGGUUUUGGCUGGUGCUUUUGCCCAUGGCUUUUACCUAGUAACUGAUAUCUACGAUGCUGAGAGCAAGUGAAGCUCAAUUUCCCACCUUCACCUGAUGUUUGCUGAGAGAUCAUUUUUACCCCCCCUUUUUUUACUUUACCCAAUAAUUCUUCUUACCAUUUUUUUUACUUAUUAUUACUACUGGAACAAUGAAUUGUAUUUUACAUGGGGAUUUUUUUACUGCUGGUUAAGACUUUAGAGUUGUGAUGGAAAUUAUGAAUAAUAAGUAAUUUCUAGUCUUCUUGAACCACA
Messenger RNA from Benincasa hispida (wax gourd), 605 nucleotides. Its product is annotated as SH3/FCH domain protein. Gene Ontology annotation, cellular component: respiratory chain complex I; chloroplast. Lineage: Eukaryota; Viridiplantae; Streptophyta; Magnoliopsida; Cucurbitales; Cucurbitaceae. The record is from RefSeq and is a predicted model, not a curated record.